Acaulospora morrowiae is the source of this 4473-nucleotide messenger RNA. Lineage: Eukaryota; Fungi; Glomeromycota; Glomeromycetes; Diversisporales; Acaulosporaceae. The record is from the annotation of a GenBank genome assembly.
AUGGACAUUGAUACAAAAACACAAGGAACAGUUGCUGUGUCAACGACAAGUAGCGUUCAGACGUUAAAGAUUGAGACAAACACCGACUUCGUCGCUGAUAACGGAACCGACAAAAUUUUACAAGAUGAUAACAAAAAUAAAGGAAACGGCGAGAUAGUGUACGGAAAAACGUCUAACGACAAAGUUUUUCAAGUUCCGCAAACGUCUGAUAUGUUAACCUCGGUUUUUACGCUGAGCACCAGGAAAUCUGCGUUUGAUACAAUCACUCUUGUUGUCAUAAGUUCGCAAAUACUUUUGUUUUUCAUUCUUCCCUCGUCUAUCAGGAGAUGGAUAUUUUUGAUCCUUUUUAUCUUUUGGAGAGUUUCUUAUAAUGCUGGGCUUGGUGCAUUGUUGAAAUAUCAAAGUGACAGAAGAGGUUUAGUGUUAUGGGCAAAGCGUAAGAAAAUUUUUGAUAAGGAGAAAGGUGGAAAAUGGUACACUUUUCUGAAAGAAGAAUUAACCGUAAAAAUGGGCGAUGAUUAUGAUUUUGAUACCGCACCUAUCGAAUUUAACACCUGGCUUCUUUUCCGUCAACUCGUGGACCUCAUACUUUUGAACGAUUUCAUCACCUAUGUCUGCUUUGCCCUUGCCAAUUUCAGUAUUCCAGAAAAUUCUGGUUUGAUUACUAAUGUCCUUCGUUGGGUCGGCGGUCUGUUCUUGUUAUGGUUUAACGUUUGGGUAAAAGCGGAUGCCCAUCGGGUUGUCAAGGAUUUUGCUUGGUGUAUGUCGGUCAGAACUUUCCUAUGUCGUGCUGAUUGUUCGUUUUGGUACUGGGGUGACUUCUUUUUUCUUGUUGAUCAAUCGUUGACAUUUGAUGGUGUGUUCGAAAUGGCACCGCAUCCGAUGUAUUCUAUUGGGUACGUUGGUUAUUACGGCAUUUCCUUGAUGAUGGCAAGUUACACGGUGUUAUUCGUUAGCUUGUCUGCGCAUGCAGCACAAUUCGCCUUCCUAACAUUCGUGGAGAAUCCUCAUAUCGACAAGACAUACAAUAAACCUACUCCUCUAAAUGAAAAAUUGUCAAAACCACACACAACAAAGGAUCAAGAGUCAGCGUCGCAACACAGUGAUUUAGAGUUACACUCGAAGAACGAUCUCCAAUCAUCUCUUUCGAACUUACCGGACACCACAGAUCAUUGUUUCCGUCGUGAUCUGAUCGUUUUCAAGAACUUUGAUCUCCUGCGUUCGAAUGAUCUUUUUGUCGUUUUCAUGACAUUCUAUGCUGUUAUCAUCCCGUCAUUUAUCAUGGGUGCAUCGGAAAACGUGAUUAGGAUCUUUUUGAUUGUUCAAUGUUUGGCCUGGCGCGUGUUUCAUUCAUAUGGAUUAGGCGCGAUCUUGUUUCUUCAGAGUAAGGAAAAGUUGUUGACGAAGCACUACAUAAAAUUUGGCGGUACUGUAAAUGAAGCUUUUGCUAACUGGAAGAGCAUAUAUAACCUCUCUUUGUACAUGACAUACGUUACCUUUGUGUCCGCUGCUUGGAAGAUGUACUAUUUCCCGGAAGACUGGACCUACGGGACGGUAUUGUUGCGUCACACCUUAGGAGUGUUGCUGAUAGUUUUGCACAUAUGGACAUCAGUUUCCAUAUUUGAGGUUCUUGGAGAUUUCGGGUGGUUCUACGGGGACUUCUUCCUUGAUGCUCGUCCGGAAACACCGUACUACACCGGCAUCUAUCGAUUCUUAAACAAUCCGGAGAAACUUAUGGGUCACACUGCAUUUUGGGGGAUCACCCUGAUUUCAAAUAGUUGGCCGAUUUUCGGCCUAACUUUAUUUGCUCAAAUUUCGAACCUUUUAUUUUUACGAUAUAUCGAGAGCCCUCAUAUGCGAAAGCUUUAUGGUGACAAGAUUCGUAAGGAAGAUGGUUUGACGAAGACGAUUAAGCGCGUCAUCAAAAUUCGCGAGGUUCCCGAAAUUUCAAUUGUCAAGCGUGUCGUUAGAGAAGUUGAAAAGGUUGUUGAGGAGACGGCUGAGGUUGUUGGUGAAUUCGUUGGUGCUGCAAAGCCAAAAGUACAAAACUUGUUUCAAAAUUCAAGAGAUAAAUUCAUGAUUAGCCGACUCUCCGAGGUCAAUGACAAUUUUGAUCGCAGGCAAUAUUCGAUUUCAUUGAUUCUACCCGAUGAAGGCUCAAACGACACAUCAAAUUCGAAUGGUCACAACACAAACUCGAAGACCAUAGCUUUUCAACUCGGAGAGCCGAUAUCAUUGUCGUGGAUGGCCCCGAAGAAUCAUUCUCGAUUGGAUUGGAUAGGUAUCUACAAGGUUACCGCCAAUUCUUCAAAGGUGAUAACGAGCGUUUCAAGCGGUGGGCGGUUCCUGUAUGUUACGCCGGAUGAAGAUGACAGUGAAACGAGCGCCCACAUAAUUGCUCGCGAUAAUGAUGACGGUCCUUUAGAGAAGGGUGAGGUACGGUUUACGGGUGACCGUUUGCCGUGGGAAUUGGGUGUCUACGAAUUUCGGUAUCAUCACAACGACAAACAUAAUGUGAUAGUCGUUUCCGAACCAUUCGAAAUUGCCGCAAACGCACAAUAUGUAUCCGAUCUUCCCACGAUCGAGAGAACACUCCUUACGCUAGUGCAGAGAGCCCUCGAUUCAGAUGAAGAAUUAAUUCCGCAUACCACAAGUGAUGAUUACAAGCUAACGAAAGAGAUUCAAGCCAAACGUAUCGUAUACGGGAUCAAGAUGAUUUUUGAUGUAGAUUUUGCGUGGGAAGUUGUCGCCGUUGAUGGGAAUAUUGAAAGACUGGCACGUCGGAUUUUUAAGGCACGAUACGCCUUAUUGCCAUUUCCUGAUUCAUCCUCGGAUGAUGAGUUAUCACCCGAUCUUAGUGACGAGAAGUUAAUUGCAUUGCUCAACAGGCGUCACGACAAAACGAAUCAAAUUAAAUUACAAUUAAUAUCUCCGAGAAGCAUGCCUGAAAGGGAAUUGAGUCAAAUAGAAACACUUAAGGACGUUUAUGAAAAAGGUGGUUUUGGGCCGCGUAGAUCGAGGAGGGUAGAGAAACGUAAGAAAGAAUCCGUGGAAGAUUGUUACUCUUACAAUGAGAAGUUUAACGAGAAAGUCUCUCUCAUCCAAGCUGAUAUUACUAAGUUGAAGAUCGAUGCGAUAGUAAAUGCAGCAAAUGAAUCACUCAUGGGUGGAGGUGGAGUUGACGGAGCAAUUCAUAGGGCCGCCGGACCGAAACUUAAACAAGAAUGUUGGGAGUUAAAUGGUUGUAGGACGGGGGAUGCCAAAAUAACUCUCGGUUAUGAUCUUCCGGCUAAACAUGUCAUUCACACCGUUGGACCUAUGGGUGAGAAACCUGAACUUCUUCGCAGUUCUUACGAACGAUCUUUGAAGGUUUUUUUCGAAAAAAAGUUGAAGAGCAUAGCAUUUUCAAACAUUAGCACGGGGGUUUACGGAUAUCCACGCUACUCUGCGGGUCACGUGGCCAUAUCUACUGUGAGGAAAUGGUUGGAAGACCAUCCGGACCUUGACCAAGUCGAAAGGAUCAUAUUUUGCGUGUUCGAAGAUGAGAACAAAAUCGAUUCCGAGGAUAAUGAUGGUGAAAAGGCUGAGGCGAAAAAAGAUGAUGCGUCGGUUUCUUCUACACUCGUGGAUGAUCUAGAAAAUACGCGUGCGGAGGGUUUGGAAAAUGUUGAAACAAAGCAGGAUGAAACCUCGACCACAUCUGCUGCACCCAUAGAAACCGUUGAAAAAGAAAUCUCGACCACAUCUGCGCCAGAAGAUAAAUCGGAAGAUAUGGAAGUGUGCCAGGGAACUUCGACAUCUCCGUCCGCACCUGUGGAUUCCUCGGAAAAUACCGAAACGAGUCAAGCAAACCAAGGAGGGGAUUCGAUAGCUUCUUCCUCACCUAUGGAUGGUUUGGAAAACACUGGAGAAAACCAAGAAACUCCAACUUCAUGUAUGCCCAUGGAUGUUUCAGAUGAUACCAAGAUAGAUCAGGAAGCUUCCGCUUCUAACGAUUCAGAAGAGAAAACGGAAAAAGAAGAAGGGGUACUUGAUCCCGAAACGAUAAAGCAAAAUGAGGAAACUUUGCGGGAAAAGGAAAAAGAAGAAAGGGUACUUGAUCCCGAAACGAUAAAGCAAAAUGAGGAAACUUUGCGGGAAAAGGAAACGAAGCAGGAAACAGGAUCCAAAGUCGUGGAGGAAAACUUGGCACAGAAUAACGAUACUCUUAUGUCUCGGGAGGAAGAGGGGAAACAUUGUCCGGAGGAAACUAAAUCUCAAAAUAACGAUACUCUUAUGUCUCGGGAGGAAGAGGGGAAACAUUGUCCGGAGGAAACUAAAUCUCAAAAUACUCAUGAUUCUAUAAUUUCACCUGAAGUAGAGCAGAUUCCGUCGGAUUCUCUGAAAGCUGAUUCUACUCUUCAAGCACACGACGCGGAGGCUUCCUCACAAGAACAAGAAUCCGAAAAAGGCGUUACACGUUCGUCAUUGUGA